Messenger RNA from Prorocentrum cordatum, 3017 nucleotides. The record is from the annotation of a GenBank genome assembly. NCBI's taxonomy places the organism in Eukaryota, Dinophyceae, Prorocentrales, Prorocentraceae.
GCGAGGACCCAGCGCGGUGGAGAAACAUCAGGCGCGCCCUGGAGCGGCUGUCCGCGCGGAGCCGGGAGGCCGCCGGGGCCGCGGAGCCGAGUGGCGCAGGGGGGGCCGCGGCCGCGCCGCAGAAGGCUGUGGAGGCGGUGCUUGAGGCGCUGAGCGAGGUCCGCGCGGCUGGGGCCGCCGAGGCCCAGGGUGCUCUCGGAGCGCUGCGCCUCGCCGCGGGGCGGUGCGAGGCCGCGGGGCUGCCUGCCCCCGGAGAGCUGCUGCCGAGGGUCCUCGGGCUCGCGGCCGGCCUGGUCGCCGAGCUGCCCGAGCUGUUCCCGGACGGCCUGCAGCUCCUGACGCAGGCGCGCGGCAGUGGCCAGGUCUUUUUGUCGCGGCGCCGCUGCGCCGCACUGCUGUCCGCCGGCCUGCUCCGCGCUCUGCCGCAGCCGCAGGGCCCCGAACUGCCCGACUUCUCGUUCGACUACGUCCUCGACUACGACGAGGAGAAGGUGCUGUGCUUGCUGAGCUACCUCUGGCAGGUGGGUCGCGCCGAUGCCGGCGCCCUGGACGAGGUCGUGUCGUUCGCGCGCAGGAGUGGCGGCAAGAUGCCCGAGAAGUUCUGGCAGCAGCUGGACAAGCCGCUGCUGGCGGCGCGGGUGGAGGACGGCGUGAUCGAGGAUUCCGACGGGAGCCUGCAGGCAGAUUUCGCCAACGCGUACCUCGGCGGAGGCGUGCUUAUCGGCGGGAACGUGCAGGAGGAGAUCCGCUUCUCGGUCUGCCCGGAGUGCCUAGUGGGCCUGCUGUUCUGUGAGAGGAUGGGCCCCGAGGAGGCGAUCACCAUCGUGGGGGCGCAGCAGUACAGCAAUUACAGCGGGUACGGCGGGAGCUUCGCAUUUGCCGGCCCGUGCACCGCCAAGAGAGGCGGCCCAGCGGACGGGAAGAAGCGGCUGGGGCCGCACAUCGUCGCCCUGGAUGCGCUCGAAUUCCCCGGGGGCAGCCAGUACGAGCCCCCCCUCGUGCUUCGAGAACUCACGAAGGCGUACACGGCGUGCCUGGGGGAUUUCGAGGAGGGCGCCGGCGUGCGCCGCGAGGCCUUCGCCACUGGCAACUGGGGCUGCGGGGUCUUCGGCGGGGACCCUCAGCUGAAGUCCAUGAUCCAGUGGCUGGCGGCUUCGGCGGCGGACCGCCAGCUCGUCUACUUCCCGUGCCCACCAGUCGGUGAAAGGUACGGGGACCGCCGCGUCGACGACCUGCCGGCGGUCAUCCAGGCAGUGCAGAAGAAAUAUUCCCGGUGUUCCGAGCUCUACAACUUGCUGCGCAGCUGCUGCUCGAAGCACAGCAAAGGCGCCCUGUCGAAGAGGAGUAUCGAUACUGCGAAUCAUGAGAAGAUGGCCGUGGCUGCCGCGGAGCUGCAGCCGGCCCCGGCGGCGGAGGCCGGCGGCGCCUGGCCCGCCCCGCCCGAGGCCCGCGGGCCGCCGCUGGAGCCGGCGGCGCCCGGCGGCGCGGCGCCGCCGCGGCGUUGGGCCGCGGCGGAGCCGGCCGCCGCCGCGGCGGCCGCGCCGUGGGCCUCGCCGCCCACGGCGGCGGGCGGGACGGGCGGCGGGCACCCCGCGCAGGCGGAGGCCCGCGGGCUGGCGCCCGCGGAGACCGGCGCCGGGGCCAGGGCGCCCAGCCUCGCCCUCGGGGUGGCCAGCGGCGCGACGGACCACGCCUGGGUCUUCUCCCCCGCGCUGGUCGGGUGCGCCUCGCCGCCGGGCGGUCCCGGCGCGCCGCCCCGGCCUCCGGCGGACGGCGAGCUGGAGGCCUUCCUGCGGGCGAACCGCCGGCACGUGACGGCGGAGGCGGAGCAGCUGCUGCGUUCGCUCAGCUCGAAGAAGAGCUUGACCGUGUCGUUGCCAGAGGUCCGAGGGCGCACCUGGGCGAUUGUCUCGCUGGCGCUGUUGGAAGAAUGGGGUCUGCCGGACUGGCCCGCCUGGAUCGGCGCUGCAAGGGGGGAGUCCGCCCUCCCGGCGUACAAAGUACACAUCCGGGACACCCUCAAGGCCAGAUGCAGCGCAGCCCUACGGGGCCUCGACAACUGCCGGGACGUCGUGGGCGUCAUCCGCUCCCGCCUGCAGCGGCAGCCCACGGCGCCAGCGGCCCCUGCUGGAGCAGUCGGCCCGCGAGUGGUCGGAGGGCCCCCGGGGAGCCCGUGGGAGUCCUACGCGCGGCCGGGCGGCGACCGGGGGCCGCUGCUGGGGCCUGCGGGCGAGGAGCUCGAGGGGCUCCUGCAGGCGAACCGGCGGCACAUCUCGCCCGAGGCGGAGCAGCUGCUGCGCUCACUGAGCGCGGAGGAGGUUCGGCGCGUCGCCGCGGGAGGCGACCUGGCGAACUGCCGCGACGUCAUGGCCGUCAUCCGCUCCAGGGUGCAGCGGCCAGCGGCCCGCGCCGGCAUUCCUUCUGGGGGCCUGCGGCACGAUCCUCCCGAGGAGCUGAUGCCCUUCCUGCAGCUGAACCAGCGGUACCUCUCGCCGGAGGUGGAGGAUUUGCUGCGCUCCUUUAGCAGCGAGGAGCUCGCGCGCGUGGUGGCGGGGGGGGACCUGGCGAACUGCCGGGACGUGAUGGCCGUCGUGUGCGCGCGGGCGGGGCGGCGACCGCCUGGGCCCAGGGACGCCCCGCCCGACAGCGACGAGAAGUUCGCCAGCUUCUUGGAGAGGUUCCGGGCGCACAAGGACGGCACCCUCAGCUUCUCCGAGGUCGCGGGCCUCGGCCCAGACGCUGGCGCUGGGGCGCUCGGCGCGCUUCCCUCUGGGACGGACUUGUGGGGGCGCUGGAAGGAGCUUUCCGAGGAGCGCGCCGGGGUGCCGAUCGCGCCGCCGUCGGAUGCCCGCAUGCAGACCUCCGGGGGCACGCCGCCCGCGCCGCAGCUGCGCACGGGGCACAUCCCCGUGCUCCUGGAGGAGACGCUACAGGCGCUGCUGGCUCCCGGGCUGCCCGGCACGUACGUGGACGGCACCCGGGGGGCCCGAGAUGCCAUAAUCAUGGUUUCUCCUGGG